Recurvomyces mirabilis is the source of this 2319-nucleotide messenger RNA. RefSeq lists its product as uncharacterized. NCBI's taxonomy places the organism in Eukaryota, Fungi, Ascomycota, Dothideomycetes, Mycosphaerellales, Teratosphaeriaceae. Gene Ontology annotation, molecular function: protein binding. The record is from RefSeq and is a predicted model, not a curated record. The transcript has a single exon. Bases 1 to 2319 code for a protein of 772 amino acids.
AUGGCAUCAGAAUCGCGUGAUAACCGUGCGACGGGGAUGAGCUUCGUUAAUAUGGCCGAUCGCCACAUUCCUUCACGACUUGUUGGUCAGCAACCUACACCUGGCCUUGAAGAGGGAUAUGAACGUGAUGAGAGAACAAUAACCGAGCACGCAGAUGGUGAUCUGUGCCGCCACGACCAUGAGCAUGAGGGUCUAAGGAAUCGAUACCGCAAGGACGUUGGGGAGGGAGAACACAACAUCUCCAUUCCAGCCAGUUCGAAGCACGCAGAACAGACUGUUGCGCCUUUUCUGGCAGAACACAUCCCGAUGCAGUACAAUCCUCACGGCAACUUGAACGGUUCUAUACCGCCUCAGCAACCAGACGAGCCUCAAGAGGCCAACACGAAAUUCUGCUACCGUCAUCGACCAGACUUGAAGUGCAGACGGCAAGCCAACGAGCCUUCCAUGGACCAACUACAGAACGAGCUCGCCAGUUUGUCUCAGUCCGACCAGCAAGCCAUUUCCCACGUCUGGUCGCUGUUCUCUGCAGCACCCGCCAAACACCGCAAUAUGAUGCUGCAGGGCAUUCUUACCCAAUGCUGCUUUCCACAGCUCUCCUUCAUCUCGGCCAACGUUAGGGACCUGAUUAAAAUCGACUUCUUGGGCGCACUACCGGACGAGCUUGGCUUCAAGAUCCUCUGCUUCCUGGAUACGACAUCACUUUGCAAAGCAGCACAAGUGAGUCAGAAGUGGAGGACAUUGGCCGACGAUGAUGUAGUAUGGCAUAAGAUGUGCGAGCAGCACAUCGACAGGAAGUGCACGAAGUGUGGCUGGGGUUUGCCACUGCUGGAAAGGAAGAGAUUGAGGAUUGAGAAGAGACAAAUACAGCUACGCGCAACAGGGAGAGGCUUGAAUCAAUGGUCACCCGCAAUAACACCAAUACCAGAAGAUUUGUUAAAACAGCAGGAGUUGACGCAUCACCCGCUUGCCUUGAGCGAGCCUUCCUCGAGUACGGGUUCGAAGCGGACUGCCGUGGACUCAGGUCUAGCUUCGCCAGAAUCUGUGAAGCGACAAUGCACACUUACGGCCCAACCUGAAGUAAUAGCAGCGCCGGAGAACGAUUCAUAUUUCACACAAAAGCGCCGGCCAUGGAAGGACGUCUACAAAGAUCGUUUCAAGGUCGGUACAGCCUGGAAGUACGGCCGCUGCAGCACGAAAGUCUUCAAGGGCCAUACCAAUGGUGUCAUGUGCGUACAAUUCGACGACAAUGUCAUCAUGAGCGGGUCGUAUGACAGUACAGUCAAAAUCUGGGACGUCAACACCGGCGAGGAGCUCAGAACUCUGCGCGGUCACACUAGUGGAAUCAGGUGUCUGCAAUUUGACGACAAGAAGGUCAUGACCGGAAGCUUGGAUUGCACGAUCAAGUUAUGGAACUGGCGUACCGGAGAGUGCCUGCGGACGUUUCAGGCACACACUGCUGGCAUCAUCACCUUGCACUUUAGCGGACGAUACGUCGCGUCAGGCUCGAUGGACAGGACGAUCCGUGUCUGGGAUGCAGAAGCAAAGCAGACAUUCCUGUUGCGAGGUCACACCGACUGGGUCAAUUCGGUUCGCGUAGAUGAGCCAUCACGAACGCUCUUCUCGGCCUCGGAUGAUCUGACAGUACGGCUAUGGGAUCUGGACACGCGAGAGUGCAUCAAAGUCUUCGAAGGCCAUGUCGGUCAAGUGCAGCAGGUCUUACCCAUGCCUGCCGAGUUUGAGCUUGACGAAGACAUCUUCGGACCCAGCGACAAGGACGACGAUGCCAGUAGUGUCAGCUCAGCCACACAAGCCGCGCAGCUCUUGCAAGAACACGGACGUGCUUCGCCAGCGCCUUCAGAGAACUUCUGGCCGGAUUGUAGUGAUCGCCCAGCACCACCCAGGUACAUGCUUACAGGCGCCCUGGACUCAACCAUCCGUUUGUGGGACGUGCACUUCUCGCCCACCGCACAGCAGCCAACACCACACUACGCUCGGCCACAGGCGCAGCCGAGCCAUCUCUCACCUUUUAUCAUGCUACCCACCGACCCUCUCACCAACUCGCAUACCCCACGUGCUCAAGCCUGCGUACGAACGUUCUUCGGGCAUGUCGAAGGUAUUUGGGCGUUGGCAGCGGAUCAUCUGAGAUUGGUGAGUGGAAGUGAGGACCGCAUGGUCAAGGUGUGGGAUCCGAGGACCGGGAAGUGCGAGAGGACGUUUACCGGACAUGCAGGCCCAGUGACUUGUGCGUGGUUGAGUGAUUCGAGGGUUGCUAGUGGGAGCGAGGAUUGUGAGGUCAGAAUGUUAUGUUUUGGGGAUUGA